Xenopus laevis (African clawed frog) is the source of this 3697-nucleotide messenger RNA. It is a transcript of the gene rufy3.L, whose product is annotated as RUN and FYVE domain containing 3 L homeolog. The coding region runs from base 681 to 2657 and encodes 658 amino acids. Lineage: Eukaryota; Metazoa; Chordata; Amphibia; Anura; Pipidae. The transcript is spliced from 19 exons. Gene Ontology annotation, biological process: regulation of axonogenesis. Gene Ontology annotation, cellular component: cytoplasm; endomembrane system; neuronal cell body. Gene Ontology annotation, molecular function: metal ion binding. The record is from RefSeq and is a predicted model, not a curated record.
CUGUCACAGAGAAGGCUGCAGGGUUGGUUACAGGAGAGAUCAUUUUAAUUGCUCUCUUUCUCUCUCUCAUUCCCUGCAUCAGCAGCACCCAGACAGCAUCCUGGGACUUGCUUACGCUCAUAGGAUUUGGUCACAUGAGUGUGAAUUUUCUCUUCUCUUCAUUAGUCAGCCAUUUUGGUCAACACCCUGCUUACUGCGCACAACCAAUCCUACAAGAUCUCAAGUGCCUGGCUUGGGUAGAACCCUGACUGCCUUUUACUUGGAAAUCCUUGUCACCUCGAUUGAUUCCUUUGUUUCUUUGAUUCUCCCGUCUCAUUUAACUAGACAUUAGUGUGUAUCUGCUUUCAUCCCUUUUGCCUCAAAUCAGGAGAGACUUUGUGGAUUGGAGUGUGCCCAUCAGAAGGAGGCUUUGACGCAUGCUUAUUGGCAGUGAUAAUAUUGUGGUGGUACAGCAGGGGGGCAGAAGAGGCAGAAGCAAACUGAAAGGAAUUCACAGGAGACAGAUCACCACCUCUCCUGUCUUGUAAAAAAUAUCUUACAAUAGGAUUUCAAAGAUCUUAUUCUUUUAGUACUCUUAUUUAUUUACACAAUUUAGUUUACUUUUCUGGUUUCCUGUUGAGUCCUACUGGCUUGCUGUUUAUUACAGUUAUACUAGUGGUUAUCACUCCAGCUGACCCAUCAUGUCGGCUCUCACGCCACCAGGCGACAUGCCGACCCCUACUACAGACAAGAUAACACAGGCUGCUAUGGAGACCAUCUACCUGUGCAAGUUCCGCGUCUCUAUGGAUGGGGAAUGGCUUUGCCUGCGCGAACUUGAUGACAUCUCACUCACGCCAGAUCCUGAACCCAAUCCUGAAGACUCUUGGGAGGAUUUGACAGAGUUGAUGGAGCAAAUGUGUGAUGAUACAGAAGAUCCCAAUUAUCUCAUGGCCAACGAACGGAUGAAUCUAAUGAACAUGGCAAAGUUGAGUAUAAAGGGCUUAAUUGAAUCUGCUCUUAAUUUGGGCAGAACUCUGGACUCCGACUACGCACCUUUGCAGCAAUUUUUUGUGGUGAUGGAGCACUGCUUGAAACAUGGGCUGAAAGCUAAGAAGACCUUCCUGGGCCAGAAUAAAUCUUUUUGGGGACCUCUGGAGUUUGUAGAAAAGCUUGUUCCAGAAGCAGCAGAAAUCACAGCAAGUGUAAAAGACCUUCCAGGGCUCAGAACACCUGUAGGAAGAGGUCGGGCCUGGCUUCGUCUAGCACUAAUGCAGAAGAAACUUUCAGAAUACAUGAAAGCUCUUAUUAACAGAAAGGAUCUCCUCAGUGAAUUUUAUGAACCCAACGCACUAAUGAUGGAAGAAGAAGGUGCUAUAAUUUCUGGACUUCUCGUUGGGCUCAAUGUGAUUGAUGCUAAUUUCUGUAUGAAAGGGGAAGACCUAGAUUCACAGGUUGGAGUUAUCGAUUUUUCAAUGUAUCUAAAAGAGGGCACAAUAGCCAAAUGCAGUGAAGGAGAUGGGCAAAUAACUGCCAUUCUUGACCAGAAGAACUAUGUUGAAGAACUCAACAGACAGCUAAGUGCCACAGUUAAUAAUUUGCAAGUAAAAGUUGAUGCAAUGGAGAAGUCAAACACCAAACUUACCGAAGAGCUUGCAGUUGCAAACAACAGAAUCAUAACUAUGCAAGAGGAAAUGGAAAGAAUUAAAGAGGAAACUUCAUAUUACUCUGAGGCAAGCAAAAAGGUAAAUAAACAAGAUCGGACUGCAGAUGGACAAGCACUCAGUGAGGCGAAAAAACAUUUAAAAGAGGAGACUCAGUUACGAUUGGAUGUAGAAAAAGAACUUGAAGUGCAGAUAGGAAUGAGGCAGGAGAUGGAGCUGGCAAUGAAAAUGCUGGAUAAAGAUGUUUGUGAAAAGCAAGAUACACUAGCAGCUCUCAGACAGCAGCUUGAUGAUCUCCGGGCCUUAAAGCAUGAAUUGUCAUUUAAACUGCAGGGUUCAGACCUUGCAUUAAAGCAGAAGAGUGAAUUAAACAGUCGUUUGGAGGAAAAGACCAAUCAGAUGGCUGCUACUGUAAAACAACUGGAACAGAGAUUGCGUGCGUCAGAAAGAGAUCGCCAGUCAGCAGAGGAAGCCAACAAGCUCUUCAAGCAAGAGUUCGGAGACAAGAUCGAGAGUCUGCAGCUGGAAGUCGAUCAGCUCAGAAAGCAGCGUUCUCAGUAUGAAGCAGAACUGAAAAAAGACAGAAAUAGACACUUUUCUGGUAAUCAUAAAGGAUCCCCUGAAAUGAAAACAUCACCUAUGGGAGGGCUUCUACAAAGAAACGGGAAAAAAAUGGAUAUACAUCAGUACAGAGAAGUGGAUGGUUCUGAAAGAGCGCAGAGUGCUGUGUAUGAGAAGAAUGAAUCCCAGAUGAGCAAUUCAUUAUCAUCUUCAUCAUCUGUUAUAUCGGAGAGUGAGGAUCCUGUUCUAGAAACCAGUAAUUCUCAGGUGUGCCAACUGUGCCAAUCAGAAUCCAGCAACUUGCUUUUAAAGAAUGUAUGCAAAAACUGUGGAGGAAUAUUUUGCCCAUCAUGUUCAGCAAACGAACUGCCUCUACCUUCAUCUAUUAAUCCUGAGCGAGUAUGUAAUCCGUGUCAUGGGAAAUUGAUAGAGCAGUACUCCUACAGCACAUCCUAAGGAAAAAGCUCAGCCAGGAUUUGGAGGUAGUAGCUUGACAUGCUGCACUGCAGUUACUAUGCUGCUUGGCAAUCACCUAAAAAGACUACUUCCCAGUGUGGCAUGGCCUUUUCAGAGACCAAUCAAAUAGGGAGAAGCUGCAUGCUGAAAACUCUAUAACCCUAAGGAGGAGGACUACCUUUUAUAUGAAUUUUUGAAACAGUUACAACAUUAUUAAAGGUCAGUUCAGAUAGUAAAGGAGCUUAGAACCUUGAAUCCCAACAGUUGCAGAGUACCGUUUCCAAACCUUACAUAUACAAAACUCUAUAAUCUGUAAGUCUAUGAGAAUUCCUUGUGUUUGAAAGCUGCUGCAAGAAUAUCUUCAUUUUGUGGAAAGCACCAGAUGUUGUUAUGGAUACAGUAUGAAUCAGAUCCCUACCACCUUGCUGUUGUCAAACUGCUCCCAAUUCCUUCAUUUUUGUUGUGGACUCUCAUUAUAACUGGAAAUAAAAUAGGGUCUUGUCAUGAAGAGAGCCUUCAGAGAGAAACUGGAAAGAAGAGAUGUCAUACGUUUGUAUAAUAGAAAUGCAGUAUGGGCCAUCCAUGUACAGCCCAGUGUGAAAACCUCCUAUGUCCAUUUUUAGCCCUGCCAAAACUAUACUACUAGGAAUAUAUUUGCAUAAAUCCAACAGAAAUGAACUAGCUUUGGAUGUGAAACUAGAUUGCAAUUGUCCUAUCCAUAUACAUGUUAGUAACUACAAUAUCUGACUCUCUAAGGUAAAUACCGUAUAUACUCGUGUAUAAGCCGACCCGUGUAUAAGCCGAGGUACCUAAUUUACCUAAGAAAACUGGAAAAAUGUAUUGACUCGUGUAUAAGCCUAGGGGCCCCAUGUCAGAUUUCAAAAUGUGAAUAUCGAGACAUAAAAGUCAGCUCAUUUUUACAUUUAAAAGAAAUGAUUUAACAGAUAAAAUCAUAUUGAGAAGUUUGUAGACAAUUUUGAGAAAAAGGAGUAACAAAAACUAUGGAACAGAAAACUAUGGAAUCAGAGGCUGCACACUAC